UAUCUAUCGUGAUCUUGGUUUUUGCUGUGGUUUGCGUUCAUAUUGCAAACGAAUGUUUUAAUGUAAUAUUUAUUUAGUUUAGUGUUCAUAUGCUUAAAAAUGUGUGGAUAAUGUAAAAACUAUUUUAUAUCUUGAGUUUGGUACAUUCCAAGUCCAUCGCUUGUUUUGCGAUGGACGUACCAGAUGAAGGAGUCUUAGAUGUAGAUUUGUUAGGUGAUGAUGGAUCCGAAGAAGAAUGCGAAGCCCCUCCGUCCGCAGAAUUUUAUGCAGGUCCUGCGUCAACACCAACAUCUUGUGCCUCAUCUCCACGGGGAGAAGAACCAGCUUCUCCCCAUGCAGUUUUAUCCCAACCAGCAUUUUUUCACCAGCAGCCUUACACUAGGCCAUUUUUCACAUCUGGAAGAAGAGGGCCCGGUAGACCUAGAAAAGAGGGGGCUAAGUUAGCACGAGAAGGAAAAAUUGUCAGGAGAUAUAGAGGAAAUCCAGGCUCAUUGAGAGGUGCAAAGCGUCAUAGAGGCAGUAGAGAUGAAGCUUUGGAUGAUGUAAUAGAUGAGGAUGACUUUACUAUGCCAGCACCAGAAGAACCACCUUAUACUCCUGAGAAAUGGCCAGGGAAAGUGUGCGCACUAUGUAACCUUAGUGAACGCAGCCAGCUGGGGCAGGGGGAAAUGAGGCAGUUUGCUUGCAAUAUGGAAGGAGAAGGUGGCAGCACACCAGCUACCAACUCCGCAAGCACCACACCAGGCAAUGUUACACCGGCUAGCGGGACCCCAUCUACCCCGACACAAUUGCUGGCUGGACUAACCUCACCACCCCCCGAGUUGGUUGACCCCAGUCAACAACAAAUUGCAUUACCACUGAGUAGAAGACAAAAAGCUUUCAGUAAAUGCAAAACACCUCUAUACAACAUAGAGCACACAGAUGAGCUGUCUAUAAUUGGUCACAUAGAGCCUUUAGAGUUGUCAGCGCUGGUAUCAUCAGAUUUUUUUUAUGUUCACCGAUGUUGCCUUGAGUUUAGUCCACCUUUUCAAGAUCAAGUUGCUAGUACAUCAGAAUCUGAAGAACAAAAGGAGGAAUUAGAGGAAGCUAGAGUCAAAGGAAUUGUUACCUCGGCUCUAUAUAGAAAAUGUGGUUUUUGUCAGAAGCAUGGAGCAAGUAUUCCUUGCAAGAUGAGCUGCAGUAAAUAUUUUCAUUUCCCAUGUGUUCUUGCUUCUGGUGGUCUACUGGACUUUUUAACUAAAUCGGCAUUUUGCAAAGAUCACCUAUACCAAGCUCCAUUGAUAAGUCCUGCUGACAUACAGUGUAGAACAUGUCACACAAUCGGUGACAUUCCAAAUCUUAUGACAUGUGUAACCUGCGGUGGACAUUUCCAUGGGACAUGUGUGGGACUGGCACAAUUGCCUGGUGUCCGUGCGGGGUGGGCGUGUCGGUCGUGCCGCGUGUGUCAGGUGUGUCGCGGGGAGGGCGGGGCGCACGACUCGCGCGCCGUGUCCUGCGACCACUGCGACAAGCUCUACCACGCCGUCUGUCUGAGACCCGUCAUGACCACAGUGCCCAAGUACGGCUGGAAAUGUAAGUGCUGCCGCGUGUGCUCGGACUGCGGCGCGCGGUCGCCGGGCGCGGGCCCGUCGUCGCGGUGGCAUGCUCACUACACAGUGUGCGACUCGUGCUACCAGCAGCGCAACAAGGGCUCGUGCUGCCCGCUGUGCCGCCGCGCCUACCGCGCCGCAGCCUACCGCGAUAUGAUAAGAUGCGCCACGUGCCGCAGGUAUGUGCACGGUACAUGCGACCCAGAAGCUGAUCCUCAACAAUACAGACAAAAGAAGGAACAAAAUCCAUCAUACGAGUACACAUGCUUAAUAUGCAAGUCACAAAAUCUUCAGGCACCUGUUUCUAAAUCAUCAUCAUUUGAAGAUGACAACUUGGCAUCAACAUCACAAGAUUCAUCAUUUGGCGACGAAAGUUCUCAAGAACAAGAUCCACUUGCCAUUGAACCAAAGCCUGACAUAGGUCUCGGGAAGGGAAAGCCAUUUACAGUUUCGUCUAAAGUGGCCAAGAAAAAGAUGAGUAGCUACAAAAUGAAAGGUGGAUUCCCGGCUGCUGGAAAGUUCGGUUUUCCCAAACGUCAGCGAGGAUCAUUGUUGGAUAUUGGCAGGAAACGUGGCACAAAGCCGAAAAUGCGGGGUGUGUUUGGAGUACCAGGCCUGGGCUUGCAGAGACCUCAAGCUCCUGAUAACAAAACUGCUGAGGAUGAUCCAGGAGUGGAAAAUAAGCUUGUGCUGUGUUCAAGCAAAGAUAAAUUUGUGCUGACGCAAGAUCUAUGUGUGAUGUGCGGCGCUAUAGGAACUGACUCAGAGGGCUGCUUGAUCGCGUGCUCCCAAUGUGGUCAAACAUAUCACCCUUACUGUGUUAAUAUUAAAGUGUCACAAGUGAUAGUGGAGCUGGGCUGGCGGUGCCUGGACUGCACGGUGUGCGAGGGGUGUGGCGCGCGGGGCGACGAGCCGCUACUAGUGCUGUGCGACGACUGCGACACGGCUUGGCACACGUACUGCGCGCGCCCCACGCUGCCCGAGGUACCGCGCGGCGCGUGGCGCUGCAACCGCUGCCGGCGCUGCCUCGUCUGCGGCACGCGGGAUACGCAGCUUUGGUGUGAGGACUACACCGAAUGCGCGCCGUGUGCGUCGUUCGUAUCCUGCUGCGUGUGUUCGGAGCCUUACUCUGACGGCGAGCUAAUCAUCCAAUGUACGACGUGCUCGCGCUGGCUCCACGGAGCCUGCGACUCCAUACGCACAGAACAAGACGCCGAGACCUGCUGUCGAGCUGGGUACAAGUGUGUGAUAUGUCGUGGUCGGGACGUGCCGCCGGCGCACGUGCGGUCGUCGUCGCCGGGGGUGGGGCGGGGCGGAGCGCGGCUGACGGCGCACGCGCUCGGUCUGGCCGGCGAGUACUACGUCGACGACGUGUGUUUGUCCCAGCGCGGCGCUCACCACGUCAAACAGCUUGAAGCAGACCUGGGCAUCACGCACACGCGCCGCAAGAGACGCUUCAAGAACGACAACAACGAGAAGGAUGCUGAAAUAAUGGCAUCUAUUGAAACAGUGGUUCAGAACGCAGAAGAAGGGGGAGAUGACACCAAACCUGACAGUACAGCCGAAGUCAAGGAGGAACCAGGUUUGCCUGGCAAUGCGAAUCUGAAAGAGGGUAUACUUUGGAAUGUGGCCAAUGAUGGCCCCGUGCCAGAAGGAUUCACCAUCUAUACAACCGAUUCAGGCCUCACGGUACUGAGGCGGAAGCGGCAAAGGAAUUUAAAUAAACUCGGAAUAGGAGGGUUCGUUGUGCGACAGAGACAAACUACACUAAAAGCACAAGCCGAUGAGGAAAAUCUAGAUGGAGUGCAGGGAGCUUCAGAUUCUCCUAGUAACAAGCGAAAGCCUCGCCGCAAACCGCGUUCUAAGUUAAUGGAACAAUUCCCGCCGUACAUGCAAGAGGCCUUCUUUGGUAAAGAAUUGCUGGAGCCUACAAAACCGGCUAGCUCCUCAGGUGCGGCCUCUGCGAGCCCGGGCGCGCGUUCCCCGGAGUGGCGGGAACGCGACACGCGAGCCGAGUGGCGCGACCGCGAUGACAACUCCGACAGCGACGGCGACGACGUGCUCGCCGCCCUGCACACGUACGCGCGACACGACAACUCCGUGUACAUCACACUCACACAGGAGGAGUCUGACUUCCUUAAAACACUCAAGCCGAAAGAAGAAAAAGAAGAAGGGAACCUAAGUGGUGUGGAUACUAAGAUAAAGUUAGAAUUUCCUGAGGAAAGCCAACUAAAGCAUACCGAAGACUCCACGGCUCUAAAGAACGCCAUACUCGGUCCACAGCCCAGUGAACAAGACGCACCUCCUGAUAUUAAGCACUUCAAGUCUGAAACUAUAAGCGAGGCAGGUGGGUCGUCGCAGGCGUCUACCAUUUCGCCGAAGGACGAUCUCUCGCUGUUGGGCGUGAACUUGGACGCGAUGGUCCGCGACACGCUCCCCGAUAUGGACAGCAAUGACGUCGAUGAGAUAUUCAAAGGCGUUCUCACUGAUGAUUCGCAGGAAUCUCAGGAAUCUUCAGUCUCGUAUGUCAACACAAUGCCGAACUCUCAGUAUUCUCAACAACGCCAGCAACUGCAAAGCCCCUUGGAAUAUCCUAAUCAGUAUCAAAAUGAAUUCAACAGCAAUAACAGCGCCGGCAGUAGUGUGAGCGGCGCCGGCGGUAGUGCGCUCAGCCCGCUGUACGGCGAAGGCUGGAGCGAGCAGCCCGCGCAGCCGCCCACAUACAACCAGCGCAGCGCCGACAAGAUGCGAGCGGACGAGAGCUUAGGGUCGGCGGCGACAAUAUCGGCCGUGUUGUACGCGAACACCAACCAUCCCGAGUGGAAAACAGAGUUUCCUAAUUGGGUGGACAGGUGCAAGCAGAUUCUGAAGAAAUGGCGCGCGCUGCCGUCGGAACAAAAGGCGCCGUACUUGCAGCGCGCCCGCGACAACCGCAGUGCGAUGCGCAUGAAGCGAGCGCAACAGGAUCAGGAGAGAGCGUGCAAUCAACAUAGAAAUGCACGGGAAGCGGAGCAGGAACGACAGUGGAAACAGUUGCAACAAAUGCGCCAGCAACAAACACAACAACAGCAACAGAUUAUACACGACCAGAGAAUGCAAGCAGCCAUGCAGCGUCUGCGCGGGGCGGAGACAAGUCCGCCGGGCGUAGUGGGGGUGGUGGGCGUGGCGGGCGGCGGAGGCGUGCCAGCGGCCGCUGGCGAGCGCGCGCCGUUCACCCCGCAGCGGUUCCCCAUGUACGGCGACGACAUCAACCGCCAGCUGCGCGACCUGUUGCAGCGACAAACUGACAAAAUGUGGCCACCGCAGGGUGGUGCGGACGACGGAUCCGGAGGCGGGGCGGUUGGUGUGGAAGGGCCGCCUUUCCGUCCGCCGCUGCCCGUGCAGCAGCGCCCGCGCGCGCCGCAGCCUGCGCUGCUACAGCGAGAUCACACAAUCAUACAACAACGUCUUGUCGCAGCGGAUGGAACGCUCCUACAACAGAACAUUGCAAACGCGUCCAACGCUCAAGCCAUGGAACAAAAGCCAAAUAUUAUGACACAAGGAAACGCUUCAAUGGGUGACCAUAAGCCAGAGACCGGAGGCGAUCAAGGUACUGACGAAAUGGACAUCGGAGACAUGGAUAAGCUUGAACAGGACACGGGAAAUAUUGGCGAGGUGGACAUCCUGACGGGUCUCGGCGGCGAGGACGACGAAGAGCUGCUGGAGUCGCUGACGGCGGAGAUGGGCGAGCAGUUCAACAUACUGGAGUACGCGGACCCCGAGCUCGCCGCGCUCAACGACGCCGAGACCCUGCUCGACGGCCUCGAGCUGGCCAUCGACGUGCCCGAGCGACACGCCAAGCGCACGCCCGAGGACGAAGCAGAUCAAAGGACGGACGACAAGAUGGACAGUGAACUGCAAAAAGCAGUGAAAAACAUCGAGUCUAUAAAAUCUGAAGUAAAAUCUGAAAAUAACGGAAGCAAACCUGAAUCACAGGACGGGAAAUCUGAAGCUCCCUCUACGGCGGCGAACCGCAUUUUCUCAGACUCCCAGAGGAUGUCGACGAACCAACAGAUUACGUUGCAGUCCGCAUUGCAAGCUAUCAAAGCCGAAGUUAAACCUGAGGGCGAUGACACCAAGCAGGACAACGAAUGGCAACGUCCCAUGUCACAAAUGUUUAAUUUGCAGUUACAAGCACAGCAAUCUCAGCAAGUGCAGCACCCGCAGCAGAUGCAACAAGCGCAGCAGCAGCAGGGCGCUCGCGCCAUGUUGCAGCGCCCCCAAUUGCAGUUCGCAGGACAUCACGUCAACUUCACACAUAGUGCUGGUGGAGUUACCGCCACAGGAGGUGUGAGGCAACUGCCGCCCGAGACCAUUGCACUUUUACGCCAACAGAGAGAGCGCGUACUGGCGGCGAAUGCUGGUGGUGCGGCGAACGCGGCGGGAGUAUCAAGCGUGGCGGGCGCUGUGCGAGCGCCGCCGCCACCGCCGCCGUACCCGGGCCUGCGCGCGCCGCCGCCGCCGCCAUACCCACAAUUACAGAACGUAAACCAGGAGCAACCGUUGCUUCUGGAGGAGCUGUUGGAGCAGGAGAAGCGCGAGCAGGAGCGCGACGGCGGUGAGUGGGGCGGGGCAGGGGGCGGGGCGCCGCCGCCGCCCGCGCACCCCGCGCCCCCCGCCGUGCCCCUGUACGCCGGUGCACCGCCGCCCGCGCCGCCCCCGCCCGCCGACGGCGACCAGCACGCCCGCCUCGUGUACGAGCAGUGGCUCAAGCAGUACAACGCAUUCGCCUCCGACCAGUUGCGCUACUACGAGCAAGAAGUACAAAAACUACGCAAGAUACGCAAGUCGCUGAAUAGCAAGCAGCGGCAGUUGAGAAAGUCGGGCAACGAGCUGAUGCCCAACGACGCCGCCGAGUUGCAGCGUGUGUCGACGGAGCAGCAGGCGCUGCAAAAACAUCUGGAGGCGUCAAGAAAACAAGCACGUCAGCACAGCAUGCUGAUACAGGAGUAUGAAACAAAGCAACGUCAGCAAAAUCCACAACUUGUACAACAAAGUAUUAUAAACCAACCACAAAUCUCGAAUCAAACUGUUUUCGGCCAAAAUCAAAAUAUGGGACAAUCGUCUCAGAUUCAACAGACGACGAUCAAUAGACCUAUGCAAAUAGGACUCCAGGGAACCGGUAUUCAACAACAAACACUCAUAAGAACACAACAAGCUGUGCUCAGCUCCGACGGUCAACAGCUAUCACAGCAAAGAAUCGGGCUCGUGACGUCCCCGCUUAAUACGCAAGGCCGUAUCAUUCAAAGCGGUCGCACGCUUGUUAUAGAGCAGACCGGUGCUCCUCAACAGCAGCUCGUACGUCAAUUGUCCGGGAUUCAAGAAAGACCUCAAUCUGUGGUACAGUUCAGUCAGCAGCAGCUGGCGAACAUCAGAAAUGUUAUGCCGUCGGGCAAUCAAACCACACGCCCUCCUGGAUCGAGGCCGGCGAUGUCGCCGCUGCAUAUUCAGUCGCCUCAUUCUCAAUCUCCCCUCCAUACUUUGGCGCCGCAGUCGCCUUUACAUCAUAUGUCGUCGCCGAUGCAAUCCCCUCUGCACUCCCAGCAGUCGCCGUUGCAUCACACGUCUCAGUCGCCUCUGCAUUCGUCUACUCAGUCGCCGCUACACACCCAGCAAUCUCCGAUGCAUUCGCAGCAAUCUCCAAUGCACGUUCAGCAAACUUCAAAUCUCCCCCAGCAGAGUCCUCUGCAUCCGCAACAGAGUCCUAUGCAUCCCCAGCAAUCACCUAUACACCAACAAUCGCCGAUGCAUCAACAGAAUCAGAUGCAGACCCAACAUUCUCCGAUGCAUCAUCAGCAGAGUCCGAUGCAUCCACAACAGAGCCCGAUGCAUCCACAGCAAAGUCCAAUACAUCCACAACAGAGUCCGAUGCAUCCGCAGCAGAGUCCGAUGCACCCCCAACAGAGCCCCAUGCAUUCACAACAGUCGCCUAUGCACUUGCAACAGUCUCCUAUGUCUACGCAGCAAUCUCCAUUGCAAUCGGCGAUGUCGCCUCAACAAUUCUUACAACAACUUCAAGCUCAGAGGACGAGUCCGCAACUUCCUACACCGAGUCGCAGUCCUCAGAUAUACCAACAGUCACAAAUACAAAGUCCUGUGGCUUCGCACUCACCUCAGCUACAGAACACGGAUUAUCAUACUGGACGAUUUUCACGCCCUGUGCCAGGGUCUGGUUUGCCUACACGGUUUGCUCGUCCACCUCACCAUCAACAAGGUAUGCGUAUGGCAGGACCGUUUGGAAACCGACAGCAAACAUCUCCUCUAGGUAGCCCUCAGCCGCUACCUUCGCCUGGAAAUACAAAUAGCGAAAUAACUCGGCAGCAGAUGUUGCAACGUCAGCAGUAUAGCCCUAUGGGUGGAGCGCCGUCGUCGCCGUCCGUGUGCCGCUCGCCGCACGUGCGCACGCCGACACCCAGCGCCUCGCCCGCGGCUUCUCCCGCGCCCUCCGCGGCCGCCCAGCAGGAUCACGGCGGUGGACACAUGCACCACGCUGCACCUUUCCCACCCGGAUAUCGCUACUUUAAACCUGGCCUGUUUGGCGGUGCCCCCGUCUGGCCCAAGGAGGACGAGCGCCGCCGCCCGUCUCAUCUGAACAAGGUCUCUAUACUCAAAAGACGCACGCCGCCGCGUCCUCGUUUUGCUGGAAAAACUGCCGCCCCUCCUUCGGAAGAAGUCGGCGAAACGAGCGAUAACAGAAAGUAUGUGUUGUACUCUACCGACGGCGUUGAAUACACCGCGGCAGAUGACUCCGCUAGGAUGAGCUUCUCUAAGGAAGAAGACGAUGAGGAUAUCGACGAUUAUGUCGACCAAUUGGACGACGAUGAUAUAGUUGUCGUUGAACCGGGUGCGAUAUCUCCCGAGGAGCGUAUCGCUACCGAGGAAGAUUUUGAGGAACUGAUUGACAGUGGCAAGCCCGAAGACGAAGCCGAAGAAGAAAUAGCAUCCGACAAAACAGCGACACGAACUGAAACUACGACAAAGACUGUGGCAGUUAUUAGUUUGGCUCCCGCAACGCAACCUUCGGGUGGACAUCAGUACAAAAUUUUCAAUACUUCUCAAAGUUCAGCAUUGUCUCGCCUUCCAGUGCUGAGCGCUACAGUGUUAUCACCUCACACGAAUACUAAAAUCCUUAACGAGGUUUCUCAAGCUACAGUUGCUUCGGUAUCUAUUGCCAAUACUACUAUAUCUGUUCCAGUUCUAAAAAGCCUUUCAGUUCCAAUAGCUAAUGUCUCCGGGCACGGCAGUGGCAUUGCCAAAGCGCAAAUUAAAAAAGGACAGAACAACUUAAAUAGUUCUCAGUUAGCAGUAAACAUGUCUUCGCAACCCUUGCAAAAGCCAAUAAACUCUGUGAUAAGCGUUAUCUCGUCAAACGUACCGAAGGGUACAAAUUUAAAUCCAGUGAUAACACUAGCAACUUCUAACACCGCGGGUGGUGCUCCAAGAGUUCCAGUUACUAUUUUAACUCAACACCAAGUUAAGCAAAAAAUCGUUAAAACAAUAGAAAAACCAAUAAGUCUAUCUUUAUCGAAUACAAAGCUGGGAUUAUCCAUGACGCAUGAUGCUACUUUGCCAGCAAAAAUAUUCCAGGAUGAAGCUGCUUCUCCAGAUAGUACAGUGGUUUCAGAAAGUAACACAGAAAUUCACUGCUCAAAUGCAAGUACUUCACAGAAUUUAACAUCGAUAUCUUCGCGAGAACAAUUGAACAAAGGUAAACCUCAGAGGGAGACAAAAGAUAUCGAUAUAGAAAGUGAAAUCAGUCAACAAACUGAAUUACCACAUUCAUUAUGUUUAACGGAUCGAACACCCCUUCUAUUGGGAAAAGCUGAUAUUAAGAGUCCAGAUCCUGUGCCAGAAAAAAUUCCCGACAAUAUUAUGGAGGGAGAUGAUGAUGAUAAACCGGAUGAUAACUUGCAAAGUAACAAUGUCCUUCUGUCCUAUAACAAUAAGUCUUUACAAGAGCAAGUCUCUAAUAGUCCAUCACCAUCAAAGAGUAAAACAGAGGAAAAUGUUGUUAAAACUAUUAAAGCUAUAGCAAAUCAAACUAAAGAGAUGGUAAUCGAUUCUAAUAUGCAAAUAACUUCAGAUAUGACUCAAGAAUCGGUACAAAUAUCGAUACCAUCUCCGACACCAUCUCAAGAGCGAUACCUCAACGACAUAACCAUGCGCGAGCACCCGGAAACCGUUGAAGAAAAUACGAAGCAUGUAGAAUCAUUUGAAGAUAUGCUAUCUAUUUUCGAAAAUAUAACAGAUGAUGGAAAAACAUAUGGUGUUAAACAACAUAGUUUAAAAUCAUCAGGCGGUGUAAAUACAAACAUAAACGUUCCUAAUCUUGCCAAAAAAGAAACCAAAGAAGUCAAUGAACAAACAGCAUUUCCUGCAAGAGAUACUGAAAGACUGCAGUCAGCUACAGUGCCUCAACUGUCGCCACUAUCACAACCAACUGAACUCACAUCUAAUAUGGCUAAUGUAUCACAACAAGUAUGUACUAUUAUGUCUUCGCUUAAUAACAACGCUCCAAAAGUUGAAGCGCAGACUAUGAUGCGUAAGAAUAGUGAUUCCACAACUCCCACGCAAGUAAAUUUCGAGACACUACUACCGUCUUCAAAAGUUGAAGUUACUACUUCCCGUCCCUCUCCUGUUCAGAGAACAGAGAAACCUCAAAAUUCUGCACCUUCUUCGGAUGCGUUACCUAUAAGCGUUGCACAAAUCAUCAGUUCACGGAUGAAUACUCUUUCAAAUAUGGGACAAUUACGAAAAUCACCUAUCGUAUCGCCGAUAAGUUCUCCGGGAGGCAUACCAAACACGUUAAUGAAAUCUCCAGCACAGUCACCUUUGGUAUCAAUUCAGAAUUAUUCUGGUGACGAUUCUCAAAUGAUUAAUUCGAAGACAUCUCAAAUAAUUCAAAUGCCAGCUCUAUCAAAAAUACAAAAUAAUUCUUCAACUCCUAUGAUGCAUUCCAGCAAUACACUGAGUACAAGUAUAGGAGGAUUCCCUAAGGGACCAGGAAUAUCUACAAGUAUUUUAGGACAUACAUUGCUUCAACCUUCAAGACAAAUAAGCACGGCGAAUUUACAAUUUAAUCCACAAAGUAUUAGUUCAAGUCAACCUCCUGCAUUAGUUAUGACAUCCAGAUCAUUAAUAAACAAUAAAGAGCCGCCUCCCAACGUAACUGUACGCACUCACGGUAUCGUUACUCCAGGAAUAAGUCAAAUUCAAUCAAAACCAACGCAGGGAUCAAUCAACUUUAUAACGUCUUCAAAGUUACUGCAUACCCAAUUAAUUUCACCACUUAAAAGAUCUAAAUCAACAGAUGAACCUAAAAGUGAGGUUGUCGUUGGUCACAUCCAACCUGCUAAGCGACAUAGCGUUGAAUCUGUAAUUAUAAAAUCGGAGCCUAUGGAAACAGAUGAUCCUAAUCCUACAACUGCGACAGCCGAAACUUCGAAUAAUAAGCCUAUGCAACAACAGAAUCUCGCUAACCAAAAGAACGAUGAGACUCAAAAUGUUUUGUUAAAACAACUACUGCAAACAACAACUACGUCGGCGAGUGUUGUGCCUCAACGUACAGUAACUAUACAAAGAACAGCUCCUGCGCUUGGUACGAUACCAUCUUUAGAGGCCCAAUUAGCGAGACCGUCUAUACCGCCGCCAACCCUCCCCCAAGCCCUAACUCAAGAAGUGGAGAUACCGAAAAAUUCUCCUAGACAAAUAACUACGGUAAACUCUCCAUUCCCGAAUCGAUCAGUCCUUACAUCGGUUCCGACAUCUUCGAUGUCACCUUUGAUACAAACGUCAACACAAUCGUUAAUGGAUGUUAGGAAGCAACCUAUAAAGUUAAUAAACAAAGAAGAAACUACGCCAGUGCCCGAAUGCUCACCUAACAUGAAGUCGCUACCGCUUUACGCAAUGAACUAUGAACAUCAGCAAAUACAGCAAGCAAUAAAAAAGGAGGUUGCUCCUCCUCAACAGAGUCCCGUACAUAGACCCUUUACGCCAUUGGAUGUUAAGAAAGAGUUGCUCGAUGAAAGUUCACAGCAAUCAGCCACGUCUGGUAUUUCAACAGCAUCAGAUCAAGGUAAACUCGAUCAACCAAUGAAGGAGGAAUACCCAGAAAACGUUCAUAUAGAUAAUUCUUCCGAAAUUAAUCCUUCAGAAACGCCUUCCGAGGCCAAGAAAAGAAAGCGGCGAGAAUAUCAACAGAAAAAGCGUAAACAAAUGCAAAUGAAUAUGAAAGCCGCUGCCGAAAGUAAUAUGACUGCAGCUAACGCGAAAAAGCGUUUUCGUAAAGGUUCUAGGUAUGAGGAAGAUUAUGACAUGUUUAUUGAUAAUUUGAUGUCUGAACUGAGAACUUUGACACCGAUGCAGAUACAGGAACCUUCUCUCACUACUAAUUUCGCUGUUUGCCCUCUUUUUGGUUCAGGAGAUCUUACAAAGCUUAAAAAUAAAGACUACGACAUACUCAAAGGCGAUUUGGUUGGUGAAUUCGGCAAUGCGAAAAUUCCGAAUGUUGCAGAUUAUUACAAUACCAAACCAUUUGGUGAGGAGGAACCCCUCCCAGAAAAGCCACCAGCAUCAACACAAAGAGGGUUUUACGACCAAGAAUUUCAACCGAUUGUUUUUGAAGAAGAUCCAGAAGAGAAAAAGCUCGAGUUUAUUUGUAAGGAAAGAGACACUGAUACUCCAGACACAAUCGUUAGUUGUUCCAGUCCAGAGAGUUUCGAUAUCGAUCCUAACGACAGAUUCCCUGGUCUUAAACUUAUCGAUGACGACGAAGACGAGGAAGAGGAGGAACAACUACAGUCCGGUCGCGCAUCACCUAUUAUUCCAUUAAUAGCACCGAUUCCAAUUAGAGUUAAACCUUUAUCUCUCUAUCAAAUUAAGGAUGAGGAAGACACACAGAAAGCAUUGAAAUGUAUCGACACACCCUGUCCAUUGAAAACUAAGUCGGAAGAUUCUCCUGGUAGCACUGAUGGUAACGAAAAUGUCACAGUGACACUCACGCUUACAUCUGGUGCCGCCGAAGACAUACUAGGCGUUUUAAAGGAACUAGCCGGAAUAUUGCACAUACCACCUCCAACAUCAUAUCAAAUUAUUGAACGAACGGCGACUCCCCCAUCUCAUAAACUCGGAUUGUACAGAUCAAAGGGUAAGGACGGAAAGGAAGGAACUCCAAUAGAUAUUCAAAGUAUUCUCAACGGAGCGGCGAAGUUUUGCCGUCAUUGCGAUGUAGUUAUCUUAGAUUCCGUCGUCAGGGCGAAAGCAUCGGAGUUCCCGCUUCUGUCGGCAAACAAAGGAAACGCCGGAGAGAUACUAUGUGAUAGCGAUUCGGAAUUAUAUUUCUGCAGCACUCAAUGCUACGAACGAUUCGCUUGGCGACCGACAAACAUUAUUUUAGAUGGAAAGACUAAAGGCGGCAUCAAGGAGGAUACAAAAUCAGACGUAGAAAACAAUCUAUCGAAGGACAGAGACGACUUCGACACGGCUUCCACCGAAAGCAUGGAGACCGACGAUCUAGAUAUAAAACCGGAUAUUAAGGACGAAAAAAUGGACUUGUCGUUCAUCGACUCGCUCGACAACGACGAACUAAUGAAGGAGGUCGGCGACGACGUAAGCGCCCUAGACGAGGAUCUCAAGAGCGUGGAGCGCGACGACAGCGGCGACCGCGGGGACCGACCGGCGGAGAAGGAGAAAUUCAAGGGCGUGCGAUACAAGUCGUGGUACCCGGGCUGCAUCGGACCACCCUCCAAGUACAAGCGGCCCACGGACCGGGAGCUGACGGAGCUGGUGUUCCGCACGGGGGUGGCCAUAAUGCCGGUGACGACGGAGGACACGCGCAAGUGCGAGCUGUGCGGCGUGCAGGGGGACGGCGUGGGCGACGGCACGUCGCGUCUUCUCAACUGCGACGUGGACCGCUGGGUGCACCUCAAUUGCGCGCUGUGGUCGUCCGACGUGUACGAGACCGUGAGCGGCGCGCUUAUGAACGUGGACGGCGCGCUGGCGGCCGGCUGCACCGCCACCUGCGCCGCCUGCCGCCGCCUCGGAGCCACCGUGCGCUGCUUCAAGGUGCGGUGCGGCAACGUUUACCAUUUGGGCUGCGCGGUCAAGGACAACUGCGUCUUCCACAAGAACAAGACGGCUUAUUGUACUUCGCAUGCACCUAAGAACGAGAAAGACAACGAGCUGACGACGCUGAGCGUGCAGCGGCGCGUGUAUGUGUCGCGCGACGAGCAGCGGCAGGUGGCGUCGGUGAUGCUGCACUCCGACACCAACCACCUCAUCCGCGUCGGCGGACUCAUCUUCCUCAGCCCCGGCCACCUGCUGCCGCACCAGCUCGCGGCCUUCCACACACCCAACUACAUCUACCCGAUUGGAUAUAAGAUUGUGCGGUUCUACUGGUCGAUGCGGCGCGCCAACAGCCGCAGCCGCUACGUGUGCUGGAUCUCCGAGCUGGAGGGUCGGCCGCAGUUCCACGUGCGGCUGCAGGACGAGCCGCGGUACGAGGUCGCCGCGCCCACGCCGCGCGCCGCCUGGGCACAGGUUUUGGAUGCUGUGGCUACUUUACGGGAGAGUAAAUGCUCUGAAGGUGUAUUGAAAAUAUGGCCCAACUAUGUGACUGGGGAAGAUCUUUUUGGGUUGACUGAACCAGCAGUUGUUCGAGUUUUGGAGAGUUUACCCGGCAUAGAGACGUUGACAGACUACCGUUUCAAGUUCGGUCGGUCAGCGCUGCUCGAGGGCGGACUCGCAGUGAACCCGACUGGGUGCGCCCGCUGCGAGGGCCGCACGCGCGGGUGGCGUCGCGCGCCACGCCCCCUCCCCCUCGCCCCCGCCCCGCCCACACCCGCACCUGACUCCCCCGCCUGCCCAUACUCCAAACAGUUCGUCCACACUAAGAGCAGCCAGUACCGCAAGAUGAAACUCGAGUGGCGCAACAACGUCUAUCUAGCUAGAUCUAAGAUUCAAGGUCUCGGUCUAUACGCCGCCCGCGACCUGGAGAAGCACACCAUGGUGAUAGAGUACAUCGGGGAGAUUAUUCGGUCGGAGCUCUCUGAGAUACGCGAAAAACAAUACGAAGCUAAGAACCGCGGCAUCUACAUGUUCCGCCUGGACGAGCGGCGCGUGGUGGACGCGACGCUGAGCGGCGGCCUCGCGCGCUACAUCAACCACUCGUGCGCGCCCAACUGCGUCGCCGAGACCGUCGAGGUCGACCGCCAGGUGCGCAUCAUCAUCUUCGCCAAGCGCCGCAUCGCGCGCGGCGAGGAGCUGGCGUACGAUUACAAGUUUGACAUAGAAGACGACGCUCACAAGAUCAUGUGCAUGUGCGGCGCCCCCAACUGCCGCAAGUGGAUGAAUUAAACGCCACGUUGACGACUAAUGAACUCAACUCUAGGCGAAAGGUGUGAUAAUUGAAAUGAAAACGCUACCUUGUCGGACCUGGAGUAUUAGCGUUUGAUAUGAGCGCCCGCUUCUUACCAAAGCUGCACUAAUUUUCUCGCAAUUCACGACCCAUAGGCUAAUUUCGGGAGGCUAAGCGUUAAUACGUUUAUACAUAAUUGACUAUGUCUUAGCGUUGACAGUGAAUUGCCGGAGCCGAGUACGCGCUGAGAACUAUAUUUUUACUGUACAGAUUUAUAUUAAAUAAGCUGAUGCGUGAUGUAUUUCAAUAAGACAAUAUCCACAAAGUUUUAUGAGUAGAGAUCGAUUUAUAAUAUUUUUGGUGGCGCGACGCAGCGCCCCGUGUAAAUAGGUUAAGAGUUACGACUUUAUUAUAGAAAUCAUCGUUGUUAUCGAGUUUUACGUUUUAGAUGUGACCGUUUUGAGACUAUACGUAGAGUUAGGUGUAAUUUAAUUUUAGAUGUACUAUAUACAUGCGUUUUGUCGUCGCUAUUUUUUUUUAUUAAAAUUUUUAUAAUUCUUAUUGUUGCGCGGAAAUUUAUUUACUCGUUUUCUAUCGAACAUUCGCCGUAUAGUUUAGAUGUAAGUAGGCGGUCGCACGCCGCGACACAUUACCAGAAGGGUGCACAUUUAGUGGCAACUCUAUACCGUAUUGUGCCUGAUGACCUCAGAUCCAGCACUAAAGGUGCAGGAAUACAACGUGCUAGUAUUACAAUUUACAAUCAUAUCGUUACUAAUAUGACCGGACAGUAUAUAAGCAAUAGUUUUUGACCACAAUAGGUAAACAAAUUUCGACGUAUAUAAGAUGACCGCACGUUGCAACACCUGCACUUUUAACAGCCGUGAUCGCAGCCGACGUCGGACCCGAUGUGUGCGUCGGCUCGGGUCGGCCUCCGGUCGGGAUGUCGAUUCCACGUUCGUAGAGCUUGUAGGUUCGCGCGCACCGCUGCAGCACAUCAGUAGUACAGUAGUGUCGUAGAAUAUAGAUUAGGCAAGUACUGCAUUAUUUGAAAUCAUUUGUCAAAACAAUCGUUAGGUCAAACAGUCGUAAAUUAUUUUUAUUGGUCAAAAUAAUAUUAUGUGAUAUUUAUCUACCUUUUAUCGAAGCUAUUAAAAUAUGCAACAAGAAAUCUCAUGAAUUUCUAAGUUUAACUCCACUUACGUUUUAUUAAAUAACACUUUUGUUAACCAUUGAAACAUGAAUCUAGAGUAUCGAGCGGGCGCGCGAAUAGUUAUUGUAAGUAGGUAGUGUAAUUUAUGUACAAUGUAUAUUGAGACAUUGUUUCGCAAAGUCAAAUA
Molecule: messenger RNA, 16319 nt
Organism: Aricia agestis (brown argus)
Lineage: Eukaryota; Metazoa; Arthropoda; Insecta; Lepidoptera; Lycaenidae
Product: histone-lysine N-methyltransferase 2D-like
Exons: 51
Coding region: 171-14981 (4936 amino acids)
Biological process (GO): positive regulation of transcription by RNA polymerase II
Cellular component (GO): MLL3/4 complex; nucleus
Molecular function (GO): transcription coactivator activity; histone binding; histone H3K4 methyltransferase activity
Source: RefSeq, a predicted model, not a curated record